This is a messenger RNA of Adineta ricciae, 1314 nucleotides long. NCBI's taxonomy places the organism in Eukaryota, Metazoa, Rotifera, Eurotatoria, Adinetida, Adinetidae. The record is from the annotation of a GenBank genome assembly.
AUGCUAAUACCUCGAUUUUCGUUAUCGCAAACUGCAACACAUUUGUCCAUUACUAUUCGAUGUCCGUACGUAAAAUUCUCUUCAUCAACGUCAAAUGACGAACAAAACGGUGUUGAAGUUGAUUUCCCGUCAUCCGAUGAAUUCUACUUCGCUUGUAAGCCGUACUAUCUUCAUCUAUAUCUACCCGGUCGUGUGAUCGUCAAAGAUGUACCGAAUUAUACCUAUGAUAUCGAUACGUCUUCGUUUUGUUUUACCUACGAGAAAGAAACCAAAGAUGAAUAUUUCGAAAAUCUCGAUAUGAUAACAAAAUUACUUCAUAAGAAUAAGAAGAUUGUACCGAAUGCAGUGGAAGAAAUUGCGGAUGAAUCCGAUAACGAAACAGAAGAAGAUGAAAAUGAACCAUUGUGGAACCAAAUGAGACAAUUAGAAAUCGAUGAUCAACCAAAACAAACUUUGACAUCAACAUAUUCCUAUGGUUUCAAUCAUCAGUAUAAAGAUAUCUUUACAAAUUUCGAUUCGGAAUAUUCUUUGAUAUUUGAUAAUCAAUCUCCUGAUACUUGUCCCACAUCUUCCAUCCGAUCGCGUCGAUUAGAAAAAGAACAAUCCGAUUUCAAUGUUGAGCAUUAUCUAGCGGACAAAUAUGAGUUAACCGAUGAAGAACUAUUUCAUUACAAAUUAACUAUCGACGAUGAACUCAACGAUCAAGAUCGAGACGAUCUUAAAAAUUUGAAAUACAAACAAUUCUUAAUCGAUGAACCUAUAUCGAUAUAUUUAGGUUUAAUUGAUUUACUCUAUGCAUUUGCUUAUGAUCAACGAAUUACACAAGGUGAAUCAUGUUGCGAAUCUUCCUGGAAUAUUCAUAAAUUAUCUUCGACAUUAUCUUGGUUUGAUACAUUUACUGAUCUUCCAUCUGUUCUGAUUGCGUGUUGUCGUCGAACAUUAGCUUAUCCGCUAAUUCGCUCAUUUAAACUGGCGAAAAGGUGUUUAUCUGAUGUAAUCGAAAUACUUUCCUCAGGAAAACGUGCAAUACUUCAAUGUUUACUGCAAAUAAGACGAACAUUUCUCGACGAAGAACAUCGAUAUUUAUUGAAUACAUUGUAUUUAAAUGAUUACUGUUUAUGGAUACAAACAGAUUGUCAAAGCAAAUGGUUAGAAUCGUUGGUCGAAGCAAUGAAGCAUACGAUUGAAUCAAAUCUCGAUGAAGAUGAUCUUGGAUUUGAUUUCGAUAAGCAAACUUUCGCUUGGAAAGUUAUUCUACAUGAAUCAAGUGAUAGCGAUGAUAUUUCAUCAGAUGAUAAUGAUGAAAAUUGUUAA